Messenger RNA from Myripristis murdjan (pinecone soldierfish), 6314 nucleotides. RefSeq names its product biorientation of chromosomes in cell division 1-like 1 (gene bod1l1). The record is from RefSeq and is a predicted model, not a curated record. Lineage: Eukaryota; Metazoa; Chordata; Actinopteri; Holocentriformes; Holocentridae. The coding region runs from base 115 to 5265 and encodes 1716 amino acids. The transcript has 30 exons.
UCGAAGUUUAGAAACCAUAAUAGCAGGCUGGUGGAUUCAGGUCUGGUUUUUAACUGAUGAAUUGUUAGCAUUGCCCUUUUAAUGAAUUAAAACUAGACUUAACUGUCGUUUGUCAUGGCUGGUUUACCGCCGGGAGACCCUCAGCUGGUCUCUAUGAUCGUCAAUCAUUUGAAAACACAGGGGCUUUUCGACCAGUUCAGGAGGGACUGCCUGGCAGACGUUGAUACAAAGCCAGCAUACCUGAACCUGAAACAAAGAGUGGAUAACUUUGUUUCGAAUCAUCUCUCCAACCACACAUGGAGUCCUCAUCUGAACAAGAACCAGCUGAGGAACAACAUCAGACAGCUGGUGCUACAAUCUGGAAUGCUGGAGCAGGGAGUUGACAGGAUCGUGGCCCAGGUGGUAGAUCCCAAAAUCAACCACAUCUUCAGGCCACAGGUGGAGCGGGUGGUCCGCGAAUUUCUGUCCCCCGGCAGCUGUGUGGAGGAACCUCCUGCCCCGCUGGCCUCAACAGAGAUGAAACUAGACAGCGCCGUUCUUGAGCAAGCCUCGUCAUCUGUCCCAGCUACCACUGCAGCCAGUGAUGCCAUGUCCAUCUUGGACACUAUAACCUCUCUAAACCAGGAGGCAAGCUCCAGGGCCAGCUCCAGUGGAGAGAAAGCACGCAAGGGCCAAGCUUCAGAGGAGCCCAUGCAGGUGGUGGAGGAGGGGGGUGAGCAGGAUAUGAGUCUGGUCGAGGAAGGAGAUGAUGGGAAGACACUGGAAGAGGCAGAGGAGGCGAAGCUUGCAUCAGAUAUCCAAGUCUUCGAGGUCAAGACAGAGGACAGUCGGGAACCAAUGGACUCAGGAAAAGAGGGAAUCACAGAGGAAAUAAAGACUGAAGAGGACGAAAUAGGAAUUCAGGAGCAGACAGAAGAGGGGAAAGACAAAGCUGGCAGCAAAGCAACUGGAAAACCCACAGAGGAGAAGGUGGAUGAUGAUGCACUGAAAUCCCCAAGUCAAAUCAAACAGAAAACAAGAGAGAGGCUAAAGGAAGAAUAUUCACUGGAGGACUCUGACUUGGAAGGUCUGAGUGACAUUACCGUGAGCUCCGUCCACACCAGCGAUCUGUCAUCAUUUGAGGAGGAAAGUGAUGAUGAGCAGCCGCCAACUGAUUCCUCUGAUGAGGGGGAGAUUUUAUCUGAUGGUGAGAAAGCAGAAAAAAAGCAAGCCGGUGCAGACACAGGAGAAGACGACAAGGAGCACAAGCCUCGCCGAAAGGCCUACGUCCACAAGCCUUUCCUGUACUCCCGUUACUAUAGCGACUCGGAUGACGAGAUCACUGUAGAGGAGCGUCGGAGAUCUGCAGCCAAGGACAAAGAGGAGAGAUUACUCAAGAGACAGCAGAACAGGGAACGCAUGGAAGAGAAACGCAAGCAGAAAGCAGCACAAGCUGAAGAACAAGAUCAAAGAAAACAACAGAGGGGAGACUCACCCGGCUUGGAGGGACCCAGGGCCAAGGAGGCUCGCAAAGAAAGGAAAGUUCUGGAGAAAAAAAUGGCUCUCAACAGGAAGAGGAAACUAGACUCAAGGAAAGAAGGUGAUGUUUCAAGCAAGAGGAAAGACAUGGAAGUUGAAGGCUCUAAGAAGGCAGAACUAAAAUCUGCAGCCCCAAAGACCCCACAACAGAAGUUGAUCAGGAAAGUGUCAGACUCUGCAUCAUCUGAUGAGAGACACAGAAGGAGGAGUGGCAGUGUGUCAGAGGAUUCCAGUGACCCCAAAAAGCUGUGUGACAAAAACCGGACUCAUUCCUUUAUCUUGGAGUUAGAACAAGGCUCCCAAGAGGCACUCAAGCAACGCUCAUUUGGAAAAUUUGAUCGUCCGUCACGCAAGGAGUUUCAUUCUAAAGAACGCAAAGAGAAAGACCGCAGUCUGUCAGAUGAACGUGCUAAACUCAAACAAAAACAGGAGAAAAAAACUGAAUCUCAAGCAGAUGAGUCUCAGCUGAAGGAAGGUGCUGCUAUUAAAAUGUCCUCUGAGGAAAAAGGUGAGAAGAAGGCCAAGGUAAAAAGUGACAAGAAAAUUUCAGGAACCACUAAGGAAGGAAAGGCAUCUAUGUCAGAAGGUGUGGCUGAUGAGGGGGGUCCAAAAGAUAGUGUUUCCAAAAAGGGCAAGGUGCUGCCUGUGGAUGCUGCCAAAUCAGAGAAGGAUAGGGAGAAAGAAAAGGACAAAAUGAGAGAAAAGGAAAAAGACAAAGUCAAAGAAAAGGACAAGACCAAAGGAGAGAAGAAUUUAGCUAAAAGCGACUCGAAGCAGCUGCUCCGCCCAGAUUCUACUGGCUCUUCUGAGGACAGGUCUGACAUGGAGCCUGGGACAGACAGCGGCAAGAAGAAGGAUAAACACCCUAAGGAAGUCCUGAAAAGGUCAAAGAGUCACACAGAGGACCGACAAGGAGACAAGCCCAAAUCUAAAACAGAAAAUAAAGACAGUGAGAGGGAGAAGACCAAAGCUGAUCAAGACAGCCAGAAACCAAACAAGCCCAGCACUGAAACCGACAAAGAUCCAAGAAAGGCUAAACUGACAGAAAAAGGAAAAGUCAUGGAAAAAUCAAAAUCAAAAUCCAAAGAAGAAACAAAGAGUCCAUCGUCAUCAAAGACAGAAAAGAAAGCUCAGAGUUUAGAAGUCAAAAGCAAAGCACCUGUCAGCAAACAUGAGACAGCAAAGGAGAAGAAAAAAGAGGGAAACACAAAGGAACACCGGAAGGCCUCAGAAGAAACUCCCCAUGAGAAAUCUGAGUCUAAGAGUAUAAAGAAAAAGUUGGAAAAGAAGGACAGAGUCCCAGAAAGGAAGGAUGACAGCCAGGAAGAGAAGAAAGCAUACAGAGAAGACAAAUAUGACAAGUCUGAAAAGUCCUCGGUUUCUUCACAGAGUCUUGAGGCAGAAGAGAUGCAUAAGAAGCAAACUCUCCUCCAAGACACAAGCACAGACUCUGACCUCAUCGCUACCACCGUUACCACCUCUUUCUCAGAUGAUACCUAUGAUGCACUGAGCGACAUCACCCCCGAGCCAGAUGAAGGUGAAACUGAGAUGCGACUCAGCGAGCUGGAACCACGUCCUUUACCAACUGAGGCCGACGCUCUGUUGACUCUGAUGGACAUGUGCACAUCAGCGGAUGCAAGGCUUCCUCAGGAUAGCAGUCAAGAAGCUGCUGCCCCUGAGAUGACCCUUCAGGAUGCUGACAUGAAGAUGAAAGAGGCAGCUCUGACUCUGCUUUCCAUGGAUCCUGACAGUACAGUAUCCACCAGUUUCAUUACACCAGAUACCAGGGAAGGUCCAGAGGUGAAAUCACCCAGGCCGCAACCAGUGGAAAUGAGUGUAGCUGAAGAGGGAGAGCAACAGCUUUCCAUAAAUAUACCAACUGAAACUGAAACUGAAACUGAAACUGAGCUUACAACUGCUGACUUGCCAACAGUUAAAUCUGAAGAGGGUGCUGAGCUUGUUGAGAAAAAAUCAAACUGUCCAGAAGUGUCAGACAUUUCAGAGAAAGAAACAGAUGUUUCAAACGUACAAACAUCAGUCUCACUCGCUCCACAGGAUGAUGACGCUGCAUCAAAUGAAUGUCAGGCUCCUUCAAAUGUAGAAGAAGAGACCAAAGGUGAAGAGAUUGCCCCAGAAACACAACCUGCUAACACAUCAGUGCCACCAGUUGAUGAAAAAGAUGCUGUUGUGUCUGAAACAGAGAAAUUCAAAGGAAACACUGAAGAAAGCAUGGUGGCUAUUGUUGCUGAUGCACCUAGCACUGAACAAGUUUCAGAGAUUUCAAGUAAAGAAGAUGAAACGCAGUCAGAUGUUGGAGACACAGCAACGAGCAGCAAGGUGGUGGAAGUGGUGGAAGCUGAGGACAACCAGGACAAGAUGGACAUUGAUACUAAUAGUGAGGUUCAGAGUGUGACACAGCAAGAAGAGAAUGUGGCACAAGAAGAGACUGAUUCACAAACUAUGGAGUCUGGUGUUCCUGGCAAGUCUGAGGAGGCCAGAGGAACUGGAGACGUGUGUCAGUCCAAACUAGUCAAACAAAUCAGUAAUGUCUCCAGUUCAGACAGCCAGGAGGAUGAGAAGGGAUCAGACCUGUCAGAAAAGGAGGAGAGAAAAGGGGGAAGAGUAACACGCAAACGAAGGCUGUCCAGUCAGAAAGCUGUGGCAACCAAAGACUCUGGUGAGGAGAAGGAUGAAAAGGACAGCCAAGAGCAACCAUCUGCUGAGGAAACUGAUCAGCCGAAGGUCCCGGAGGCCAAAAUACCCCGCAGAGGACGAUCAUCCAAAACCACUGUGGAGGUGGAGGAGGACCAUUCGAAGGAGCCUGAGAAGUCAGAGGAGUCUCCGAGCCACAGGGCAAGAUGCUCAGGAGCCCAGCUCAAAGAGGCCACUGCUGCCUCAGGUAAUCAAAAGAAAGAUGAGAUUAAGGAUGAAGAGAAAGCUGAGAAAUCCUCUACAGAGAAACCUGUGGAGAGAGAGGAGGGAACCGAAGAGGACAGUGGACUUGAGAAAAGCAGUCAGCAAGAAAGCCAGACGAAGCCACCGUCCCCCCGGCCAGAAGCCAGUGAAGGCACAAGAGGCUCUGACUCCACUGAGACCACUGAUAUAUGUAAACCCCCAAUGAAGAGGAAGCGGUCUGAGGAAAUGGAGGAAGCCAUGAAGGAGACAGAGGCUGAGGAGGAGAAGGAGAGCGACACCAGCCAACAGGAACAAAAUGAGAAUCAGCCUAUCACAGAAAGUGCUUGUUCUCCCUCAGUGGGCCAGUCAGAAGGUCAAGAGGAGGUAAAGGACGAGUGCUCCAGUGAGAACAAACCAGACGAUGGUGAGGAGGAGCAAACCCAAGAGGACCAAGGCAUGGCUGCUAAGAAACCCGCUCGGAGGGGACGGUCCUCAAAGGCAGCAGCAGCCACUGAGGACUCAGAUAAAAAGGACAAAAAGGCAGAAGAGAAAGAAAGCGAACAGAAUGAUGAGGAAGGGGACGAUGAUGAGAAGGAGGAAGAGGAGACCAAGACCAGAACUACAACACGCUCAGCAUCUCGCCUAGAGGCUGAAAAAAACAAGCCAAGUAAACCAUCCACCCGGGCAAGUCGACAGAACGGUAAAGAGGAGACCGCAGCUGGCACGCGCGGGACGAGGGGCCAGGUAGCAGCGGGGAAGGGGGGUCGUAAACCAGAGGCCAGCCCCCCUGUGGUGCGCACCCGGGGCGGACAGAAAUCAGAGGAGCCCCCUUCCAAGAGAGCCAAACGCUGAAAACUUGGACUGCAAUGAACUGCUUUGCCCAGGCACAGACUUUUAAUGCGCUCCCGCACCAAAAUGGAUACCUACUUACAUUCAAGUGUAAACCUCAGAGUUUUGUCAUGCAAGUCAGAGAGAGCCUCUCCCCUCGGCCUGCAGUUGGUUAGCAUGCAGAGCUAGUCGGGCUUCAUUGACCAGCAAUAUUGAAAAGCUCUGGAUUAUAUUAUACACUUUCCUCUGAUGGUAGGGCCUAAACCUAAGGAUUUAUAGAGGAAUCCCUCUGAAUACCGUCUACUACAUGACACCCAUAUGGUUUUGAUCAGACUUCAUCAUUCCUUCGUUUAUUCAGUAAAGCCUAGUGAACUACAGCAUUUUGGGCCAAUCAGAGGCCUAAUGUGUAGCCGAGUUGUGUUUUGAGAUAGAGAGGGUGAAUUGAAAUGAGCUACUAUUGAAGAUAACUAUCAGCCUGGUGAUCGCCUGUGUCUCAGUGCCAGUCGAGACCAAUUCACCCUCACAGGCAUAACUGUUACACAUUCAAACAUUUUGUAUGUCUGAUUUGUAAAUCCACACUCUUGUACAUAGAAAGCAGUGUCAAGCAUAUAGCUGUUGUUGUGGACUUACAUUUUGAAUAUUCAUUCUGUGAAUGUAAUGGAGGCGUUUUUCUCCACACUAUUUUUAUGUGUUUGGUUUUUAAACUAAACACUCAUACAGUGAGGAUUAUUUUUUGGUUAUGUUGCUCCCUGGUAGAAAAGCAGAGCAGUAUUAGUCAUCCACAGAAAAAAAAAUCGUGUACAUAAAUAUAAAAUUUGCUGUUUGUCUCCAUAAACAGAUUUCUAAAAGCUCCUUGUGCAAAGUACUGUUGCGUACCACCUGAGUGCUGAGUCUUCACAAUGAUUUGUAUUGUUUUAUCCAUUUGUACAGUUUUAUCCAUUUGUUUAAUGGUGUUUAUCUUGACCUGUCAACAUAAAGAUGUGCAUUCAUACAUUCAUUCAUACACAAAUGUAAAUGAACUGAACAUUGUUUUUAUACUGUGUUCACCAUAUAAAAUAGUUUGUGGUUCUUUA